CUUUCUCUCUCUCUCUUUCUCUCUCUCUCCCUCUAAAGUCACACUUAUGAUUUCCACCAGUUGCCAACAAAGUGGAAAGCCUGAGUAAACUUCUGGAUGGGGACGGCCUGGGUAAGCAGGAAGGGGAGGUUGACCAGUGAACAUUGGCUUCCUCCUCACAUCCCCCUCCUCACUGUUACAGGAAGUCGAGAGAAGAGAGAGACCACAGUGCAGACGAUUCUUUUCUGCUUGGCUCUGGCAGCCAGUGCAGCUCAGGGCACUGAAGAUAAGCAAGAAAGUAAAAACAAGUGAUGUACCUAUUCUAAUGGGCCAAGAAGACAAGGGCUACUGGGCUGCUGCUCAUGAACAGGGAUGAUGGAAACAUCGUGGCACACGCAGGAAGUUGCACUCCUCCCUCAAUUAAAUCCAGAAGUCAAUAAUGCAGGAAGUAAAGUGGACGAAAGUGCUGGCCUCACAGACCAGCUGACAGUGGCCAGCAUUAGCAUCCUGGAGAAGCUCAUCAAGACUUGUCCAGUGUGGUUGCAGCUGGGUGUUAGUAAUGAAAGAGCCACUGAGAUUCUGCAGAGAGAGCCAGCAGGGAUAUUUCUAGUGAAGAAGAAUCUAGCUUUGAAGAACAUGGUUCUUUCCAUUCGCUUUCCAGACCAAAACGGAGAACCACGGAUCAAGGAUGUUUUGAUCAAGGAAGAAAAAUCACUGCUGUACCUGGAUGGCUCUGUGCUGGUCUUUGAUGACAUUUUUAAACUGGUGGCCUUUUACUGUGUCAGCAGGGAUGUACUUCCUUUCACUCUCAGUUUGCCACAAGUCAUCACAGAGUCCACCAAAUAUGAGGAUCUGGACACCAUCUCAAGUCUUGGCUCAGAUUUCUGGGGUUCUUCCCUGAACCAAAGAGCUGAGGCUUUCAAAAAAUGUGGCUCCCGCCAGGCACAGCAUCUCUCCACUGACAACAGUCACUGCUCAUGUGAGAUUGAGUUGUCAAUAGGAAGUGACCGGCUGUGGUAUGUCAAUCCUAUUUUUAUCGAGGAGUAUUGCAACAGUUUGCACACUGCUGCUCCCAUUACCAGAAGCCAGAGUCUCACCACAGAGAGCGUGACGCAGCCCCGAUACAAGAGGCCACCUCCCAUCCCGCCUAGACCUCGACCAGAAGAGCUCUUUGCUGGCAUUCGGGCAGUCAAGCAGACAGGCACUGCCAUUCCGAGCACUCCAAAUCAGGAAGUGAAACAUGGCCAAAACGAGGGGGCAGGUACCUCUUGCCAGGUAGCCGGCAGCGUGCAGCAGACUGAAACUCGGAAGCCCUUGCGAAUCCCUCCCAUUCCACCAAGAAAACAGUUGUCUGGUAAGCACUUGGGAGAGGCAGCCAGAGAGGCCAGGAAGACUCCGCCAUCACAAAAGCAGCAAGACAAAGUGCCGGUUGCCACACUGGUUAAUAUAGAAGGUGAUGACACAGAAGGUGCCAUUCUGGGUGUGGGUGGCAAAAUGUCUUUGGGAAUGAAUGACCUGAUGCCUGUACCCACUGAGCCAAGUCCUCUGACCAUGGAGAAGACAAAGAAAGAUCCACCUGUUCCACCUCCAAGGAAAAAGCGACAGUCUUACCUGACAAGUGUUUCCCGGCCUCAGGGGACAUCAGCACAUGUGAAGGAGUUGCCCUCCAGUCUAGUGACUUCAAGCAUUUCCAUUUCUUCCAUUAAAGUAGUAGAGCCCAGCAGCCUAAAAGGCUCAGACACCUCUCUCUACUCUCCUGAAGGCAAUUUGGCAACCUCCAAUACGGAGCACGACUCCUACUCCACGAGCAGCACAGAGGAGGACACAGAACACGCCAGCAGCCCUGUGUCCCAAAUGAAGAGAAACCCCACCAUCAUGCUGGACAAAGCCAAACAACGGCUCUCCAUGGCCAACCUAUCUCACGUUUUCACAGCCUUUAUGUGCGCAGACCGCAAACUGCAGAAGCGCAUUACAGAGCUGGCACAGGAUAAGGAGUCAUAUUUUGGCAACCUGGUACUGGACUAUAAGGCCUAUACUUUGGACACCAUGAAGAAGCAGGCAUCCAGCACUGAGAUGCUGCAGGAGAUCCGGCAGAUGAUGACCCAGCUGAAGAGCUAUUUGAUCCAGAGCACGGAGCUGCAGGGGCUGACCGAUGCCACCGUUUACACUGAGGAAAAGCUAGAGGUUAUCAUCGAGGCAGCUUUGUGCAAGUGUGUUCUGAAACCUCUACGUGAAACCAUCUACUCAGGCCUCAAGGAGAUCCACACUGAAGAUUUGUCCCUCCAGCGACUUCUGGAGAAUCAGCAAGUUGUUGUGAACACAACCACUACAGACCUGGGGGUGACCACCUGUGUGCCAGAGGUCACAGUCAUGGAGAAGAUCCAACAUAAGUUUACAGCCAUGCAUAAAGCCUACUCCCCGGAGAAAAAGAUAACAGUCUUGCUCAAGACGUGCAAAAUCAUCUAUGAAUCCAUGUCCGUUGGAAGCCAAGGAAAGCCACAUGGUGCAGAUGACUUCCUCCCUGUUCUGAUGUACGUUUUGGCCCGCAGCAACCUGACUGCUUUACUUUUGGAUGUUGAGUACAUGAUGGAGCUAAUGGACCCAGCAUUACAGUUGGGAGAAGGUUCUUAUUACCUGACGACUACCUAUGGAGCCCUGGAACACAUCAAAAGUUACGACAAGAUUGCGGUCACUCGACAGCUCAGCCUGGAGGUCCAGGAUUCAAUUCACCGCUGGGAACGCCGGCGAACACUCAACAAGGCCCGUGCCUCCAGGUCCUCUGUGCAGGACUUCAUAAACAUCUCCUUCAACGAGGCCUGCAUGAACACAAAGACUCUGGGUGCGCGGCCCGACACCACUGUGCAAGACCUGUGCCGGCAAUGUGCUGACAAGUUCGAGGUGGACAUCGCAGAGCAGUAUGGGAUCUUUGUGCUGGUGGAUGGUGCGUAUCAGCAGCUGGCCUCUGAUGACCUCCCUCUAGCCAUAAAGGCUGCCUUCCACCACAGUGAGCCCAAGAAGGAGUAUUUCUUUGUAUACAAACUAAUAACUUGUGAUGGGGGACUGGCAAAAAUGGCAUUAUCAGAAACAGAAAAUAUCUGAGAAGUUGUGCAGCCCCAACACCUUUGUCCUGUGGGCCCAUAGGCACUGUAAUGUCCUCUGCUGGAGGGCAGCCAUAUGUCCAGUUACUGGGUGACCUGUGCAGAUCAUUCUAGCAGCAUCCUUCUGUCAACCAAGAGUGUGAGGUGCUAAUACAGCCUCUGGUCCAUUUAACAAAAUACAAAGUUACUGCUA
Messenger RNA from Erpetoichthys calabaricus (reedfish), 3270 nucleotides. It is a transcript of the gene rin3, whose product is annotated as Ras and Rab interactor 3. Gene Ontology annotation, cellular component: endocytic vesicle; cytosol. Gene Ontology annotation, molecular function: small GTPase binding; guanyl-nucleotide exchange factor activity. The record is from RefSeq and is a predicted model, not a curated record. Gene Ontology annotation, biological process: signal transduction; vesicle-mediated transport. Bases 352 to 3078 code for a protein of 908 amino acids. The transcript has 10 exons. Lineage: Eukaryota; Metazoa; Chordata; Cladistia; Polypteriformes; Polypteridae.